AUGUUUUCCAAACUGACUACUGUAUUCCUCCUUCUGGCUGCUGUGGCCGCGAUUGGCAGUGCUACUCCGGACAGUUAUGCAGCUUAUAGGCCGCUGCCAGGCGGUUCGACGGUAGACCCACCCGGGACCAUCGGAACUGGAUACGUCAUUUCCACAACGCCCACGUCCGCGCCUACUACCACGGGGCCAACUUCCGGCGCAACCACCGUUCUCAGCGGCUUGCUCACUGCCGCAGUGGCCGGAAGACUGCUAAUC
This is a messenger RNA of Mesorhabditis spiculigera, 255 nucleotides long. NCBI's taxonomy places the organism in Eukaryota, Metazoa, Nematoda, Chromadorea, Rhabditida, Rhabditidae. The record is from the annotation of a GenBank genome assembly.